Molecule: messenger RNA, 6737 nt
Organism: Lampris incognitus (smalleye Pacific opah)
Lineage: Eukaryota; Metazoa; Chordata; Actinopteri; Lampriformes; Lampridae
Gene: taok2b
Product: TAO kinase 2b
Exons: 17
Coding region: 558-4208 (1216 amino acids)
Biological process (GO): protein phosphorylation
Molecular function (GO): ATP binding; protein kinase activity
Source: RefSeq, a predicted model, not a curated record
CUGAACAAAAAACGCCUGAGAGGCGAGGGGGGAAAAGGAAAAAAAAAAAAGGAAAACCCAGGCCGGAGAUGAAAUCCGCCGACAGCACUAACGGAAUGACAGUACAUUGUGGAAGGGGGAGUGGACGAGUGGAAAUUCACGACCCCCGAUUUCUAUUGUAAUCUUUUCAGCCAGCGCUCGGCGUUAUGUUAGCGCUGUAGCUAACGGUUGCUAAGCUAGCCACGGUUUUCUUCGGGGAAAAUUGUCCGGAUGCUAUCUCAGCUAGCUAGCUAGCUAGCUUAGCUCGCAGACGUCAGUUAGCUAGCUCGCUGACAGUCUUCACUGACGGCGUGCACAACGGAUGCCGCGCCGCGCUAACGUCACAGCUAGCCAAUUCAUCGGGGACGGGGAAAAUGGGAAGGAGCGUCUUUAAAAGCGAGGGCAGGCAGAAUGCGGGGCUCCCGUGUUGAUUAAACACAAGCGACGAGGAAAGGGAGAGCGCGACCAAUAUUUCCACCUAGGCCAGUUAGCUAGCUUCCAGCUAGCUACAGUGGAUCCCAAAAGCCACGGCGCUGGCGAUGCCGUCAAGUGUGCGGGCAGGGAGCCUGAAGGACCCCGAGGUGGCUGAGCUCUUCUACAGGGAAGAUCCAGAGAAGCUUUUCACCGACUUGAGGGAGAUCGGCCAUGGCAGUUUCGGAGCUGUCUACUUUGCCCACGACAUCCGCACCAAUGAGGUGGUCGCCAUCAAGAAGAUGUCUUAUAGUGGCAAGCAGUCCAAUGAGAAAUGGCAAGACAUCAUCAAAGAAGUCAAGUUUCUCCAAAAGCUUCGUCACCCGAACACGGUGGAAUAUAGAGGCUGCUACCUCCGAGAGCACACGGCAUGGUUGGUGAUGGAGUACUGCCUGGGGUCGGCCUCUGACCUGCUGGAAGUCCACAAGAAGCCCCUCCAGGAAGUGGAAAUCGCUGCCAUUACCCAUGGUGCACUGCAGGGUUUGGUUUACCUUCACUCUCACAACAUGAUUCACAGGGAUGUGAAGGCGGGAAACAUCUUGCUCACGGAGCCUGGUCAGGUUAAACUGGGAGACUUUGGCUCUGCCUCCAUCGUGGCCCCAGCCAACUCCUUUGUGGGAACACCGUACUGGAUGGCUCCUGAGGUGAUCCUGGCCAUGGAUGAGGGCCAGUAUGACGGCAAAGUGGACGUGUGGUCACUGGGCAUUACCUGCAUAGAGCUGGCGGAGAGGAAGCCCCCUCUAUUCAACAUGAAUGCGAUGAGUGCCUUAUACCACAUUGCCCAGAAUGAGAGCCCUGUGCUGCAGUCCAAUCACUGGUCGGAUUAUUUCCGUAACUUUGUCGACUCCUGUCUGCAGAAGAUCGCCCAGGACAGACCUACCUCUGACGUGCUACUGAAGCAUCACUUCCUAUGCAGAGAGCGUCCAAUGACAGUGGUGAUGGACCUGAUUGCCCGGACCAAGGAUGCUGUACGAGAGCUGGACAACCUGCAGUACCGCAAGAUGAAGAAGAUCCUCUUCCAUGAGGCGCACAAUGGACCAGCCCCAGAGGGAGGGGAGGAGGAGGAGGAUGUGGAGCAGUACCUGCUACGUACUGGGACUGUCAACAGCAUGGAGAGUUCCCAUUCCCUACCAUCGAUGUCAAUCAGUGCCAGUUCCCAGAGCAGCUCUGUGAACAGCCUGGCUGAUGGUUCAGACGACAGCGGAGAGAUGGCCAUGAUGCAGGAAGGAGAACACACUGUCACCUCCAACAGCUCUGUGCUGCACAAACCAUUGAGUCAUGAUAACAUCUAUGACGACCCCUACCAGCCAGAGGUGGACUCCCAGCGCGAGGCCUCCUCUGCAGGAGGAGGCGUAGGUGGAGGAGGGGUUGGUGGGGGUGGUGGAGGAGGAGGGGGUAGGCGUCGGCGGGGAAGAGACCACUUUGCCACCAUCCGAACAGCGUCCCUGGUCACUCGGCAGAUCCAGGAACAUGAGCAGGGUUCCGCCCUCAGAGAGCAGAUGUCUGGGUACAAGCGCAUGCGCCGGCAGCACCAGAAGCAGCUGAUGGGCUUGGAGAACAAGCUAAAGGCUGAGAUGGAUGAACACCAAUUGAGGCUGGACAAGGAGCUGGAGAAUCAGAGGAACAGCUUUUCUGGAGAGGGAGACAAGCUGUCCAAGAAACACCAGGUCAUCCUGGAAAAGGAGACGAAGGCAGGCCUUACAGAGGAGAAAAAGUUCCAGCAGCACAUCCUGGCCCAGCAGAAGAAGGAGCUCACCACCCUGCUGGAGUCUCAGAAACGUCAGUACCGCCAGCGCAAGGAGCAGCUAAAAGAGGAGCUGAACGAGAACCAGUCAACACCCAAGCGAGAGAAACAGGAGUGGCUUGUGCACCAGAAGGAGUGUCUGCAGCAGCUGCAGGCAGAGGAGGAGGCAGGGCUCCUACGGAGACAGAGGCAAUAUUAUGAACUGCAGUGUCGUCAGUACAAGAGGAAGAUGCUGCUAGGACGACACAACCUGGAACAGGACCUUCUCCGAGAGGACCUGAAUAAAAAACAGACUCUGAAGGAUCUAGAAUGUGCCAUGCUGCUCCGUCACCAUGAGUCCACCCAGGAGCUGGAGUUCCGUCAGCUGGGUGUGGUUCAGCGGACACGGGCGGAGCUGAUUCGGACGCAGCACCAGACGGAGCUCUCCAACCAGAUGGAGUACAACAAGAGGAGGGAGCAAGAGCUCCGCCAGAAACACGCAGUGGAGGUCCGCCAGCAACCCAAGAGCCUCAGAGUGAGUGAUACCUCCUCCCACAGCCAGGAAGAAUGCUGGGAGACCCAGGAGCCAGGAGACGCCCUGGGCAGGGGGAAGGUGGAGUGUGAGGUGGAAGAAAUGAGCGGGAAAGACGAGGAGCAAUGUGAGGGGGAGGUCGAUCUGGGAGGUGACAGAGAGGAGAGAGGAGAUCAGGGGUUGUGUGGUGUUGAGGAGAUGAAACUAGAAGAGAAAGAGGAGAGAGAGGUAGAGGGGGGGCAGGGAGAGGGUGAAGAUGAUGAAGAUGGUGGUCAAGUUCAGUUAGAUCCUGAGGAGGAGGAGAGAAGGGGUGUGGCUGAUGGCUGUCCAUCAGAAUUAGACUCCUCUCCCUCCCCGGAAAGGAGGCGGUUCCGGCAGCAGAAUGUUGACGAACUGUCCGACUUUUAUUUUCCCGAUGCCUCAGAGGACCUGGACCCCCCACACACUUCCCGACCACCUCCUCCCCCAUCCCCCCUCCCCUCCCUACUCUCUCACUCUAUAUGUCUCCUCCUCUCUCUCUCCACUGCUGCCCAGCCCUCCUUCCUCACCCUGCCCCUCCUCGCCACCUUCCUCCUCUCCCUCCGACGCUCCCCUCCCCUCCCCUCACUGGCCUCUCUCCUCCUCUCUGCGGAGCUCCUCCUCCUCUCCCUCUUCUUCUCCUAUCUCUUCCUGCGCUCCUGCUGCUGUCUGUCUGUCUCCUCCUACCUGUCUCUCUCUCUGUGGGGAUGUGGUCUGUUCAGCCUGGGCAUGUCUCUCAGCUUGGGGCUCUACUAUGUCCCCGCCGUCUUCAUCACGGUGUCCCUCCUCAGUUCCCCCUCCCUCUAUCUCUCCCUCUCCCUGCUUCUGGUUCUUCUAUUCCUGCUGGUUCUGCUGGUGUGGCCGGCCCACCGAGUCCCCCGCCUGUGCAUGCGCCUACUCUUCCGCCUGCCACGCCCCCUCUUCGCUGUCUGCCAGUCCCUUUUGGGUGGGGUGGCCGAGCGCAACCUCUACGAAAUGUUCCCCAAGGCAGGCCGCAACUGGGGCGUGCGCCGGUCGAAAAUCCCAGUCCCUCUGAGGAGCCUGCCAUUAGAGUACCAGGUCCACCAAAACCGCAGCUCCCCAUUAGCCAAGGCCCUCCUCUGGGCCAGGAGGUUCAUCAGAAGGCCCAUAGGGCUCCUGGCUGACCUGGCUAACUCUUUCGUGCUAAAGCUAGCUAGCCGACUCCUCAAAGAACUGCCCCCUAGCUGCCUGGCCAAACUGCAUACGCUGGGCCUUCUGAGAAAGGAGAAACCAAGCCGGCUCCCACUCCUGCUGCCCAGGGAGGUGAGGGAGAGAAGACAGAGGGAGAGAAGGAGAAGAGAGAGGGAAAGAAGAAGAAGAGAGGAGAGGGAGAGAAUGUUUCGCGAGGAGGGGAGGUGGGAGUGUGGGUUGAGGAGAACCUCCUCAGGGAGGAACAUAAGAGGGAAGGUCCGACCGUGGAGGUAAAGCAGAGAACAGGGACAGAGUGCUGGUCUUAUUGUUAUCUUAAAAACAUGCUGAGAAGUGCAUCAUCUGAAUUUGAUCACCACACAAGUCGUGCUUGUUUUUCUUUGAAUCUGUGGAUUCUGAUUGGCUGCUUAAGCACCGCAGCGUGAAAAUCCAGCCAAUCACCGUCACUGCCAGUGACAUUUAAACCUUAUUCACUAUUCUACUUUUUGUAAAAGUUUUGUUAUAUUUUGUUAUUGUUUUUUUUUUUUUUUAUCAUUCUGCUCUUAAUUUGUAAGACAAAUAUUUUUGUGGUUAUUGUGAAGACCAUGUUUGGGCGAUCCUUGUCUUUUUGGAAGCCUUGUGACUUCCAACACUGUAAUCCCUUUAUUCAUGUCAGUUUUCCACAGGAAGUUUCAAUCAGUUCACCUGGACACGUUUAUUUCGUCACUUAUCUAAGUGACCUCUUCAGUACCUGGAUUAUGAGCAUGCAUGAAGUUCACUUCACCCCACCACUGUCGUUUCGCCCCCUGUGGUUAUAGGCCAAGAUGAUUUUACUAAAGCCCCUCAACACUAGUUAUUGGCCAUCGGUAAAAAAGUGCAAUAAGCAGCCGCUUCAGUCUUCAGCCCGCCGUGGUUAAUUCUUACAAAUACUGUAGCAGGGUGUUUUGUUACUGGGUUAUCUGGUGUGAACUAAGUCAACUGGAAAAGCUUUAGAAAAAGAUGUUGUGUAAUGGAAGAUGAACUGUAAGGUGUUGAAUGGCGAGGUCCUGCGGGAAACUAAAGUCUGUCUUCGCAGGUUUUCCCCCGAGCGUGGACUCUGUGGUGGGAACGGUUUCAAUUAUAUGUGUUGUUUUUCAGCUUUUACUAAGAUAGAUAUGUUUAUUUUAUUGCACUUUAUGCAAUAACUUUUAUCAUUUACCAUGUAAACAUUCUCGCUUUCGUUCAUUUAUGCUUCAUGUGAGUCCACACCUGUUUAACAGCUUAGCUAGCCGUUAGCGUGUCGGUGGUUUAUGUGUUGAAAAAUGUUGAACUUUAUUUUGCUGUAAGACUAAAUUUACUGGCAUAUACUUAAGAGUAGUAGCAGUAUACUAGUGAAAGUUAUUUAAUUUGUCUACCAAAUUAUAGACUAAUUUAUGAAGCCAUAUAGACAAUCUGUAGGGACAUGCAAUCGUAAAUGAAGGCCAGAGACUGGUCAAACUACUGAAUGUGAAAUUUUCAAUCGAGCAUUUCAUUAUCCUGAGGAGAUAAGGCAUUUCUUUAUUAUCGAAACAGUUCUUUAAAAAACAUGAAAUAUGAGGGAGAGGGGCGUCCGGGUAGCGUGGCGGUCUAUUCCGUUGCCUACCAACACAGGGAGCGCCGGUUCGAAUCCCCGUGUUACCUCCGGCUUGGUCGGGCGUCCCUACAGACACAAUUGGCCGUGUCUGCGGGUGGGGAGCUGGAUAUGGGUAUGUGUCCUGGUCGCUGCACUAGCACCUCCUCUGGUCGGUCGGGGCCCCUGUUCGGCGGAGAGGGAAUACUGGGGGGAAUAGCGUGAUCCUCCCAUGUGUUGCGUCCCCCUGAUGAAACUACUCACUGUCAGGUGAAAAGAAGUGGCUGGCGACUCCACAUGUAUGGGAGGAGGCGUGUGGUAGUCUGCAGCCCUCCCUGGAUCGGCAGAGGGGGCGGAGCAGCGACCGGGACGGCUCUAGUGGGAUAAUUGGACGGGUACAAUUGGGGAGAAAAAAGGGAAAAAUCCCCAAAAAAAAAAAAAAAAUAUAUGAGGGAGAAUCAGUCCUCAAAGGGUAUAAACGAGAUUUGAGGAGCAUUUAUAAUCAGUACAGAAGCUGUAGUAGCUAACGCUGCUUUGACUUUGAAAACUAAACAUGCACCCAAAACUGCGUAAGUGCACAUCUAGAUUUGUUCAGUAACCAAGACCGGGAUGGAAAACUCCUGGAAAGUGUUUCUCCCGAGGUGGAAGGAGGUCGGUGAAGAGGUUGGGGUUUCCUUGUAGGAGAAGGAUGUGGACAUGUUGAUUUGACCUUCGCUGAGCUCAACAGAGAAAAGUAGGAAAGUGAUUUCUGGGUUGAGCCGAGUCCUGAAGGUCGUAGGUUUGUGUGAAAGGGAAGUCACCGUACUUCCUGUCGUAGCUUUAAGAGGCAGAUUUCACAGCCAACAAGUGUUUCCACCCCAGCAUUGUUUCGUUUGAAUGUACUUCAUGUUUUACACGUUGUUUAUUUUUCUCCUGUUGUGUUCAGGUAUGGCUUAUGUCCUGUUAAUGUAUGGCUUACUUCCUGUUGUGCGCAUGUUCCCAUGUUUGUGUUCUGCGUUUUGUCUGCACUCGUUUAUUUCCCAGAGUUUUAUCACCUCAGAGUUUUAUUUGACUAUUUAAUGGAUGCAGUAUUUUGAAGGUUAGUACUGCAUUGCGUCAGGCAGCCAUUUACUUUGCAUUUUAUUGUCCUUUGAGUGAGUCGGCACGCUGUGAGGCAGUGCUCCAAAGAAUACAAAUAUUUUGUCAAAAGAUAUUUCUCUACACACAAAAAUAAAUUGUUUUGUGUUUUAAAAAAAAAA